Messenger RNA from Polyodon spathula (Mississippi paddlefish), 1482 nucleotides. RefSeq lists its product as uncharacterized. Gene Ontology annotation, molecular function: flavin adenine dinucleotide binding; NADP binding; N,N-dimethylaniline monooxygenase activity. Bases 108 to 1418 code for a protein of 436 amino acids. The transcript is spliced from 7 exons. The record is from RefSeq and is a predicted model, not a curated record. NCBI's taxonomy places the organism in Eukaryota, Metazoa, Chordata, Actinopteri, Acipenseriformes, Polyodontidae.
GUCAGUCUGUCCUGGGCGCUCCUCCUCCUUCUGCCUCAGCUCUGGAUUCUGUAGCACACUAAACGCAAAGUUGCGAGCGCCGUCGUUCAAGGAAAAAGAAACGGAGGAUGCGUUCGGGGAAGCUGCGUGUGGCGGUGAUCGGUGCGGGGGCGGCGGGUCUGUGUGCCGCGAGACAUGUCCUGGCACGGGGGGGCUCCUUCUCCCCCCCCACGGUGUUCGAGUUGAGCGAGCGGGUCGGGGGCACCUGGGUCUACGAGGAACGAGUCGGCAAGGAUCAGAGAGGCAGGACUGUGCACAGCAGCAUGUACAGGGACCUGAGGACCAACAUCCCAAAGGAGGUGAUGGCGUUCCCGGACUUUCCGUUCGAGAAGCGGCUCCCCUCGUUCGUGCAUCACUCGGAGGUGCGGCGCUACCUGGAGCAGUACUGCCAGCACUACAGGCUGAGAGAACACAUCCAGUUUGGCACCUCUGUGGAGUCUGUGAAGCCGGUGGCCACGGAGAAGGGGUGGCGUGGACUGGCGUGGGACGUGACCACCUCUGACGUGACUGGUACAAAAGACACAACCACCGAGCGGUUUGACGCAGUGAUGGUGUGCAACGGGCACUUCUUUGAUCCUUAUAUCCCACCCAUUCCUGGCCUGGAGAAUUUCAAGGGCACUCUCAUGCACAGCCAUGACUAUCGCUGUCCGGAGCCCUUCGCUGGGCAGAGUGUUCUGCUGCUGGGGGCCGGUCUCUCUGGGCUGGACAUCGCUCAGGAGCUCUCCGCGGUGACCCGGCCGGUGACCCUGAGCCACAGCCAGCCCCCCCUGCGCAGCCCGCUGCCCCGGGGGAUGCUGGAGGCCCCUGGGGUGCAGCGUGUGCGGGGGGACGGGGCCCUGGAGCUGGGGGAUGGGAGCCUCGUCCGGCCGGAUGUAUUCAUGUUCUGCACGGGAUAUAAAUUCACCUUCCCCUUCCUGGAGCCGGGGGAGCUGGGGCUGCAGCUCAGGAGCCACAUGGUGUCCCCCCUCUACAAACACCUGCUGCACACUGCCUUCCCCUCCCUGUCCAUAGUGGGGCUCUGCAGAGCCAUCUGCCCCUUCCCUCACUUCCACUGCCAGACCCAGUUUGCCCUCUCUGUGCUCGAUGGCUCCUUCACGCUGCCCUCGCGUGAGCAGAUGGACCGGGAGGUGGACACUGAGAUCCGGAGGCUGCUGGACAGUGGCGUCCCCCUGAGACACGUCCUGAAGCUGGACGCGGAGCAGUGGGAUUACAACGACCAUCUGGCCGCACUGGGGAACUUCCCAGCCCUGCCCCCCUACUGGAGGAGCCUCUACCAGGCAAACAAGGAGUUCAGAGCAACGGAUCUACUGAACUACAAGAGAUACAGCUACCAGGUGCUGAGUGACACGGACUGGAGCGUGGAGAGACACCCACACUGAGAGAGAGGGGAGACACACACACUUAGAGAGAGGGGAGACACACACACACACUGAGAGAGAGGGG